Molecule: messenger RNA, 627 nt
Organism: Myripristis murdjan (pinecone soldierfish)
Lineage: Eukaryota; Metazoa; Chordata; Actinopteri; Holocentriformes; Holocentridae
Gene: ndufb7
Product: NADH:ubiquinone oxidoreductase subunit B7
Exons: 3
Coding region: 174-542 (122 amino acids)
Cellular component (GO): respiratory chain complex I; mitochondrion
Source: RefSeq, a predicted model, not a curated record
UUUCUCGGCAGCACUGCCCCACUGUUUAUUUCCGCUGAGGAGCGGAAACAGUGUAAGGUAACUUGUGGAGGUGACCGAAUGGCAGAUAGCAGAAUAACUGUGAAAAUAUCAGAUUAGCACGGUGCAUACGCCAUCACAGUUUCUGGUAACAGUGUGUAGCUAUCGUCGGCAGCAUGGGAGCUCACCUCGGAAGACGGUACAUCACGGAGCGGGACACGGAGCCUGACCCGGCCAAGAAGAGCCCGUUCGACCCGGAGUUCGGCUUCCCGGACAGGAAAGAGAGAGAGAUGGUGGCGACCCAGGAGCAGAUGAACCUGGCCCAGUUACCAGUGGAGCAGAGGGACUACUGCGCUCAUUACCUCCUCAAACUCAUGAAGUGUAAGAGGGACAACUGGCCCAACUUCCUGGCCUGCAAGCAUGAGAGACAUGACUGGGACUACUGCGAGCACCAGGAUUAUGUGAUGCGUAUGAAGGAGUAUGAGAGGGAGAGGAGGCUCCAGCUGAGGAAGAAGAGGAUCGAGGCCCAGGCUCAGGCUGCAUGAUCAUGACCAUGACCAUGUCUGACUUUUCUUCCUUUCUGUAUAUACCUGCUGCUGUCCACAAUAAACAGUCAUAUUUGAACCCCAA